This is a messenger RNA of Penicillium olsonii, 1965 nucleotides long. The record is from the annotation of a GenBank genome assembly. NCBI's taxonomy places the organism in Eukaryota, Fungi, Ascomycota, Eurotiomycetes, Eurotiales, Aspergillaceae.
AUGAUUCAGGAGUGUACUCCCACCAUGCUUCGAAUCGUUUACUUGCUAUUGGGGCGCCAUAUUCAGAAUGAUGGAAAGGCCUCGCGAUCGCUGUUGCAUUGGAUCUCCUUAAUCAUCGGAUGGAUUCCAGCUUGUUUGAUCAUUGCUUUUUUGCUGUUCAUUCCGUCCGACCUUGGGGGCGAGAUAAGAAACAACGGUCGGUAUGAGCAGUUCAAAUAUCACUACUGGGGCUAUUCAAAGGUGCCUACGAAUACCAGGGAGGCCCAGUCCUCGGGUGUUGCUGAUGAACCUCCCCAUUCUCAAGUCAUCAAUGGGGUUUCAAAACGACCUUUGCGCCCCCGGCUAUUGUGCUUACUACUGGAAGGGGGAAUUGGCAUUCUCAAAGUCGAAGACUGGGAGCCUGAGUUCGGGACCCUCAGUUACAUAUUCAUAAGCUAUACCGCAAGCCAGUUCCACUCAGAUGAAGACAAAGAAGAGCUUCAUCGCAUUGCCGGGGCCGCGGCCCAGAAAGCCGGGGUUGAUGCUUACUGGAUUGGAUGCAGUUGCAUGCCCCAAGACACACUUGUUCAAGAUGUUUAUCGAAUAAGUGAUAUUGUCCGUGGCGCCCAUUCGGUGGUUGUCAUCGUCGGCCCGUCCCUCAAUUCAGGACCGGACGCGACUGGAAUGCUUCACGAGCUGGGAUCUAGGUUGUGGACAUUUCCCGAGAUCCUUUUGGCCUCAUCCAAUCAUCCAAUCUCAAUAUACGUUCGUGACUGUGACUCUGAUUCAUUUCGGGCUGUAUCCAAACAAGACUUCGCUAAAGAGGCAUGGGGUGACGCUCCUGUCUCAAGACAGCUUAUCGAUCACUAUGAAGGCUCUAUCAUACUCAGUCCCUUGGAACUGGUAUCUAUUGCCUUGCAAUGCAUUCCGUGCCGUGAUACCCCGAAAUUCUACAAUGGAGAUCUCGCAUAUGCCCUGAUGGGACUUCUACGACGUCGCCCAAAUGUUGAUAAAGAUGACUCGGCCUUCGAAGCCUUCUGUCGACUCUCUUUAGCCAACGACAGCGACCAACUGAUUGAGCGAAUGAUAUGUAUGCUCCCCGAAGAGCCGGACCAAUUAUGGCAUGAUAUCAAAGACUUCUGGGGGAGUCAGCUUUGGGAUAUCCAGCCUCUCUGUCAGGUUGUCGGCCUUGGGGGAGAUGACACUGUGAUAUUGAGCGGUGCAUUUGGUGCUCCGAUUAGAUGGAAAUCUUUUGAGCCGGUCAAUCUCCUGAUGCGAAGCACCUUAAAGCGUUUGAUCGCCAAAACCAUCAUCCGAAGUACACCUCUUUGGCUCAUACUGGGCGUUGCCUUGCUAGCCUCCAGCCAAUUGAGAGGAGGUUACUAUGCUCCGAUAACAGCGAUGGGCUGGGUCAUCACAGGUCUCUAUCUUCUGGCUAUCCUGGCUUCUCCAUUAUUCAUUUACUGGCUGUAUGUUGGGAAAACAUGGGCCGCUCAGCCGUGGCUGUUUGGUUUCGAGGGCUACAUGGAGAUUGGCGAGAUUGAGACACUCAUCUUUGGUAUAAACCUUGGUCGAUUAAGAUGGAGUCCAUACUCUAGUGAAUUGUCAAAACAUCAAGCCGAAGACGACGAAUGUGUGGGACAAGAUCCCACUCACGAACCAUCCACCGCCGAGUUUGCAUCCGCUGCCCAGAACUCUGAGUAUGGUGAGAUGAAACUAUUUACGUUGGUGGACACUAAUACCUUGACCGUCACCUUAUUCAAGGCCGUUCGCCCACCGGUGGCAAUGAUACUGUGCGGUAGUGAGGGCGGCAUGCAGCGAGCCUUGCUUUGUUCGUAUGAUUGGAAAACCCAAACCCUCUACCGUGAGAGUGUACUACGGGUAGAGACUCUUGUUCUGGAGAAUAUGUCACGCGUGGACCGAUUCAAGCUAGGGUUGAAAAGACCUAAAGCCAAGACCACACAUACCGAUAGCUAUGUAGCCUGA